Glycine soja is the source of this 3829-nucleotide messenger RNA. Its product is annotated as RNA-dependent RNA polymerase 1. The record is from RefSeq and is a predicted model, not a curated record. Gene Ontology annotation, biological process: siRNA processing. Bases 224 to 3601 code for a protein of 1125 amino acids. Gene Ontology annotation, molecular function: nucleic acid binding; RNA-directed RNA polymerase activity. NCBI's taxonomy places the organism in Eukaryota, Viridiplantae, Streptophyta, Magnoliopsida, Fabales, Fabaceae. Gene Ontology annotation, cellular component: nuclear RNA-directed RNA polymerase complex. The transcript has 6 exons.
ACUCCUUCACUCAGGGUCACUGCAUAUCCAAUGGAGGGUUAGUGAGUGUUGUUGACUUCACAUUGACGAUCCUUUUUUUUUCCUGUCUGUUUGCUUCCAAUUUCUCAUACCUUCAAUCUUCAAUCUUGGAAGAUUGGAGAACAGCAUUGAUUGAGUUUUACCACACGAUCGUAGAGCUUCUGAUAUUUUUCGAAGAGGAAAGGCAAAAGAGUUAGCAUUUAGGAUGGGAAAAACAAUUGAGUUGUAUGGAUUCCCUACAUCUGUGAAUGUGUCUGAUGUAAAGACAUUUGUAGAGCAGUAUACUGGUGAAGGAACUGUGUUCGCCAUUAAAUUAAGACAUGGAAAAGGUCGGGUUCCAAGAGCAUUUGCAAUUAUUCAAUUCACCACCGCAAAUUCUGCUACAUCUAUGAUGUCCAGAGCUAACAACAUUUUGAGAACAUUGCGGUAUGGGACCUCCUAUUUAAAAGCUCGGGAAAUGGAAAGAGAUAUUGUGCCAAGGCCAAGGGUGUUUUUGCAUAGUUUGGAUGAUGUGAAACUGUCUUUUGGCUGUCAGAUCUCAAAGGGAAGAUUCUCUGUUUUAUGGAAAAAGCAGGAUGUUAUUGUAAAUUUUGGGAGUGGAAUGAGAAAGAUGCAUUUCUUAUUUUCCCACAACAAUGUGCAAUACAAACUUGAGCUUUCAUAUGAGAACAUUUGGAAGAUUGAGCUGCAUCGGCCACGGAAUGAGACUACACGUUAUCUGUUGAUUCAGUUACUUGGUGCUCCCCGGGUUUUUGAGAACGAUGUACCUACAUCAACAAAUAUCUUUGAUGAUCCUUUGUUCAACUUCUUCAAAGAUGCCCCUGAUGAGCAAUGGAUCCGAGCAAUUGAUUUCACUCCAGAAAGUCGUAUUGGGCAGUCCUCCGCCAUAUGUCUGGAGCUUCCUAAUGGCCGACAACUUCCAAAUUUCAGGGAAAACUUUGCUUAUUAUGAGGAAAGUGAGAGGCAAUACACUUUACAGACAGGAGUUCCCUUUUCUCAAAAUUGGGGUCUUGUCCCCAUUGUUGCUCCUCCUCUAGGUGUUAAAAUAUCAUAUGACAUCUUGUUUAAAGUCAAUUCAUUGGUUCAACAUGCAUGUCUUGCAGGACCUGCACUUGAUGGUGACUUCUAUCGCUUGGUUGAUCCACGUAGAAUGCCCCGUGAAUUUAUUGAAUAUGCUUUAGAAAAGAUUUACUAUUCAAAGGAAUUUUGUUAUGAACCCACAAAGUGGCUGACUGAUCAGUACAAAACAUACCUUGAGUCAAAAAAUCAUCCUCGGUCACCUGCAAUAUCCUUGGAUACAGGGUUGGUAUACGUUCGCAGGGUUCAGAUCACGCCUUGCAAAGUAUACUUUUGUGGUCCAGAGAUGAAUGUCUCAAAUCGUGUUCUCCGUCAUUUCCGUGAACAUAUUGAUAACUUUCUACGUGUUUCAUUUGUUGAUGAAGAAUUGGAUAAACUGUUUUCAACUGAUUUAUCAUCACGUUCACAGAACAAGAAAACUGAGAUAUACACCAGAAUUCUUUCCAUCCUUAAGAAUGGCAUAGUUGUUGGUGAUAAGAAGUUUGAAUUUCUAGCAUUCUCAUCAAGUCAGUUGCGGGAAAACUCUCUCUGGAUGUUUGCUCCUACAGAAACUGGAUGUACUGCUGCUUACAUAAGGAAAUGGAUGGGAAAUUUUAGCCAGAUUAGGAAUGUUGCUAAAUAUGCUGCUAGGCUGGGGCAAUCUUUUGGUUCAUCUACUGAAACUCUAAGUGUCCAUAGGGAUGAAGUUGAAAUUAUUCCUGAUGUGAAGAAGCUUACAUAUGAUGGAAACGAAUAUGUCUUCUCUGAUGGAAUUGGGAAAAUAUCUCUUGAAUUUGCCCAGAAAGUGGCUAAAAAAUGUGGUUAUGAUUGCACUCCAUCUGCCUUUCAGAUUCGAUAUGGUGGGUACAAAGGAGUUGUGGCUGUUGACCCUAAAUCAUGCUACAAGUUAUCACUGAGGAAGAGCAUGCGGAAGUAUGAUUCAGAUAACACAAAGUUAGAUGUUUUGGCCCGUAGUAAGUUUCAGCCAUGUUAUCUGAAUCGGCAGUUAAUUUCUCUCUUAUCCACUCUUGGUAUCAAGGAUGAUGUUUUUGAGAAAAAACAAAGAGAAACUGUUAAUCAACUGAACACUAUACUAACAGAUUCAUUAAAGGCUCAGGAAGUUCUGGACUUAAUGUCUGCUGGAGAGAUCACUAAUGUUCUGAAGGAGAUGCUCAUUUGUGGAUACAAGCCUAAUGAAGAACCAUUCCUUUCAAUGAUGCUUCAAACAUUUAGGGCAUCAAAACUUUUGGAAUUGCGACUUAAAUCUAGGAUCUUUAUUCCAAAAGGAAGAGCAAUGAUGGGAUGUCUAGAUGAAACUAGAACCCUAGAAUAUGGUCAAGUAUUUGUUCAGUUCUCUAACAAUAGGCUGCAGAAUCUAUCUGAUGAUUUUUUUUCAUAUGAUUUGCCAAAGAAUUAUAUGGUUAAAGGUAAGGUAGUUGUAGCAAAAAACCCCUGCUUGCACCCAGGUGAUGUGCGUGUUUUACAAGCUGUGGAUGUGCCAGAUUUGUACCACAUGGUGGACUGUGUUGUUUUCCCUCAAAAAGGACCAAGACCUCAUCCAAAUGAGUGUUCGGGAAGUGAUCUGGAUGGAGAUAUCUACUUUGUUUGUUGGGACCAUGAAUUGAUUCCUUCUCGCCCAAUUGAUCCAAUGGACUAUACUGCUCCUGCAACUGUGGAAUUGGAUCAUGAUGUGAUGAUCGAGGAGGUUGAGGAGUAUUUUGCCAAUUACAUAGUCAAUGACAGUCUGGGAAUAAUUGCCAAUGCACACACUGUCUUUGCAGAUAAAGAACAUUUGAAAGCAAUGUCUGAUCAAUGUGUUAAGCUUGCAAGGUUGUUUUCAACAGCAGUUGACUUUCCUAAAACUGGUGUUCCAGCUGUUAUACCUCCUGAACUUCAUGUCAAAGAAUAUCCUGACUUCAUGGAGAAGCCUGACAAACCCACAUACAAAUCGCAUAACGUGAUAGGAAAGCUCUUUAGGGAAGUGAAAGAAAUAUCAACAAGUGCCGGCUCAAUUACAUCCUUCACAAAGUUGGUUGCGAGAGACUCUUACGACCAUGAAAUGGAAGUUGAUGGCUUCAUGGAUUAUGUUGAUGAUGCUUUCUAUCACAAAACCAAUUAUGACUACAAGUUGGGAAAUCUGAUGGACUACUAUGGGAUCAAAACUGAAGCUGAAAUCCUCGGUGGGAAUAUUAUGAAAAUGUCAAAAUCUUUCAACAAAAGGAGGGAUGCAGAAGCAAUCAAUAUGGCUGUGAGGUCCCUAAGGAAAGAGGCCAGGGCCUGGUUCAAUGAAAACAGCAGUGGUGAUGUAGAUUCAGGGAGUAGUGAUGUGUAUGCAAAAGCUUCUGCUUGGUACCAUGUUACUUAUCAUCCAAGUUACUGGGGUUGCUAUAAUGAAGGCAUGAAUAGGGAUCAUUAUCUAAGUUUCUCAUGGUGUGUUUACCCUCUUCUUGUCCAAAUCAAGAAAGAGAAACUCAGCAUUAGAAGGUCCUCUUUGGAAUACAGUUUCAGUGGGUUGCGUUUGAGUUGACAACUUUGGACUUUGCACUCCCUAUUUUCCAGUUGGAUUUCUGAGCCAGGCAGCUUGUUUAUAUUUUUAUAGUAACUAUGCAUGUAUGUUCUAUGGUAAUGUCGCUAUAUAACAUGUAUGAGUGAAUAUAUACAUAUUCUAUCAAGGAAUGAGGGUGUGCACUUCCAUUCCCUUGCUUUUUUUAAAAUUAUAUAUAAAUAUUUUGAAUGUGUAGAUUUUGUCUUUCUC